Molecule: messenger RNA, 1815 nt
Organism: Talaromyces stipitatus ATCC 10500
Lineage: Eukaryota; Fungi; Ascomycota; Eurotiomycetes; Eurotiales; Trichocomaceae
Exons: 2
Coding region: 1-1815 (604 amino acids)
Source: RefSeq, a predicted model, not a curated record
AUGGAUGACGAGAUGGAUGCUCUCUUUGACGAUCACCCGUCGCUAUCGGCAUCGCUGGAGGAUUUUGCCGCUUCCAAUAGACGAUCACCACUGCUUGAUUUGCCCUCGCAACACUCCGGGUUCAGAUCUGAGGAGUCAGAUGACGGCCGAUCUGUGCCCCAGGAGCGCUGGUCGCCUCCUGCUCUGAGACGUCCAGAUUCACUGGCGGGGAGCCAUUGGUACCGCCAUUCACCAUAUGAUCAUAUGCACAUGAAGCCAACACUCCAACCGCACAGCGCACCGCAAAGUCGAGAGCCGAGUCCUCAGUAUGAGGACGCAUCUGAAAUGCCGCCUCCACCGUCACCAGGCAAAGACCAAACAGACUUACUUGAUAUUUCCCUUGCGGCCAAUGUACCUCUACCUCCAGGCACAGACUCGCCUCUAAAAGGACGAUCUGUUUCCCCAGAACCAAAGGACCGGCUAUUGCGAUUCCAAUCAGAAGAACCGCAUUCAAACUAUGUGCGCUUUAAAGUUUCUGCUGAAGUGGCACAAAGAGAACCUAUACAAGCCGCUUGGAAUGCAAUCAGACUUCCAUUUGACCGAAUAUGUGCUACCUUGUUCAAUUCAAAGAUCAGUACAAUCGCAACACUCUUCGUUGCAUUUGUGGGGAUGAUUUUUUUGCGCUCGCUAUCUAUACCUUCGACUGCGCCGACGGUACCUAAUUUGAUGAAACUAUGUGCGUUUGCACGCAAUUUUGAACCAUUGAUUCAUUACUCUGAAAACGGCAUCCAGCAUAUUAACAGUCUUCAAGAAACGGGCAUUGCCGUUUGGGAUUUGGGCGAAUCUGUAAGAGGGAGUAACAUGACGAGUGCGCCGAUUAUAGUCACUCAAUUGGAUGAAUUAUCCGAUUCAUUGAAGACGCUUUCCCUCGAAUUGACCAGAUUCUUUUCUAAUGUGGACUCGGACAUUGAUUCGAUUCUGUUAGUCAUGGAUUGGGUCCGCCGUGAGCUUACAGUGAUAAACUCGCAACCACCGAGCAGUCUCCCCAGUGUCAUGAUCGACAACAUCCACAACAUGAUAUCCCAAGUUGUCAACCUCGAACAUGGCGCCGGAGAAGCAAUCGACAGUACACCCUCAUCAUCUUCCACAAGCAAUCAUAUCCCGGGCUCUCCGACCCUCCUCGGAACGGUAGUCACAACCGUCUUUGGCCCAACAUCAGCCCAUCGCACUCGCACAGCACUAAUGCGCACAUUCACCGAAUUCCUAAACGUGCUCGAAGAAUCCAUCAACAGCGAACUCACCCACUCCAAUGCCCUCGUCGCACUCUUUGAGUCCAUUGACCGCCAAUUCCUAAACUUGCAGCGCGUCGUCGUCCGCGAAUCAGAUACCCAAGAACGCGAAGAAGGCGAAAUGCUGAGUUCCCUCUGGACACGCGUCCUGGGUCCCAAUGCGGCGCUAGUUCGCAAAUAUGAAAAAAACAGAAAACUGCUCGCUGACGUCCGUCGGCGAACGGUUAAUAAUAAACAUCAACUCAUGGACCAUCAGGCGCGACUGCUGAAUCUUAAAGUUAACCUUGAGACAUUGAGGAGGAAACUUGUUAGUCCGCUUGUGCGACAGAAGAAUGAUUCGUUCAUGUCGGCUGGUAUUGCGAUUGAUACGACGAAUAGUGUCCUGGGUGCCAUUGAGGGUCAGAUCGAAAGUGUUGAGGAUACUUAUGAAUAUCUUCGAGGGCUGAGAGAGGCGCAAAAGGCGAAGCUUAUGGAUCUGGUGUAUGGGGCGAGCAGCACAAGAGUUACGGAUAAGUAUCUCGGUCUUGAGGAGACCACAGACGAUUAA